Sardina pilchardus (European sardine) is the source of this 1569-nucleotide messenger RNA. RefSeq names its product solute carrier family 22 member 7a (gene slc22a7a). The coding region runs from base 1 to 1569 and encodes 522 amino acids. The transcript has 9 exons. Gene Ontology annotation, biological process: transmembrane transport. Gene Ontology annotation, molecular function: transmembrane transporter activity. The record is from RefSeq and is a predicted model, not a curated record. Lineage: Eukaryota; Metazoa; Chordata; Actinopteri; Clupeiformes; Clupeidae.
AUGAGGUUUGAAGAGGUCCUUGAGGAAGUUGGCAGCUUCUCCAAGUUCCAGUUCCUAGUUCUGCACUUGUUAUGUUUGCCACGUGUCAUCCUGCCGUUAAACUUCCUCCUACACAGUUUCAUCUCCGGCGUGCCACCACACCGCUGUGCCCUGCCACACCUGGGUGAUGAGGUCAGUGACGGAUUGAUGGGUCUUGCUGACCACGAUGCUCUGGCCCUGAAUCUACCACUGGACCCCGAUGGAUCUUUUAGCUCCUGUCAAGUAUAUGGUGAUCCUGACCUGGCACUCAACAACAGGUCAAACGUGACAGUGAGACUGGCUUGCCCAAAUGGAUGGGUCUAUAACCGAACACAGUUUCACUCCACCACCGCUACUCAGUGGGAUUUGGUCUGUGACAACAAAAAAUAUAACCAGCUCUUAGCAACUUUCUUCUUCAUUGGGGUUACCAUUGGUGCAGUGAUAUUCGGUUACUUGUCAGAUAGGUUUGGACGAAGGCCACUGAUCCUGGUGUCCUUUUUAGCAAGCGCUGUGUUUGGCACAGCAUCUGCUUUCUCAAGCUCGUACGUGAUGUUUGCUGUGAUUCGGACCCUCUGCGGAGUCUCGCUGACCGGGAUGUCCCUCACCACGAUGGCCCUCAGUAUUGAGUGGAUCGACACAGAGCACCGCACAUUUACUGGCACUAUCAUCAGUCUUGGCUGGAGCGUGGGGAACAUGCUCCUUAGUCUCCUGGCUUACUGCUUAAGAGACUGGAGGCAUCUGGUGCUGGCGGUCACUUCCCCCUGCCUGGUUGCCAUCAUCUCUUGGUGGUGGAUCCCAGAGUCUGCCAGAUGGCUUCUAGCCAAUGGCAAGGUAGAGGAAGCCAAGACAUAUCUGGAACAGUGUGCCAGGAUGAACAGCAAGCCUUCAGCCAAACUAGAUUCAGAGACUCUCAGCAAGGUCACUGUUACUGAGGCUACCAACAAGGACUACACGUAUUUGGAUCUUUUGAGAACACAGAAGAUAAGAAAGAUAACAAUUUGUUCUGGAUUGCUCUGGUUUGCUGUAGCCUUCACCUACUAUGGCAUCAGCCUCAACAUCACAGGCUUUGGUCUCAAUAUGUACCUCACCCAUUUCGUGUACGCUGCCAUUGAGGUCCCAGCUAAAGUGGGCACAUACUUUGCCCUGGAUCGGAUUGGCCGGAGAAAUGUCCAGGCGUACUCCCUCAUUACUGUUGGGGGACUAUUGGGCAUCAAUGCGGUCAUACCAAAAGAGUAUACAGUUGUGCGCACAUGCAUAGCUGUCACCGGUAAAGGCUUCUCAGAAGCUGCCUUCACAACCGCAUUUCUUUAUACUGCUGAAUUAUACCCUACUCUUAUCAGGCAGUGUGGUCUGGGCUACACAUCCUUCGUCGGUCGCAUUGGGGGUUCCCUAGCUCCCCUGGUGAUGCUGCUGGAGGACUUUUGGGUGUUGGCACCACCACUGCUUUUUGCUCUUACUGCCGUCAUCUGUGGGAGUGUGGUGUUCCUACUGCCUGAGACUCUGAAUGAGCGUUUACCUGAAAACAUACUGGAUGUAGAAGAGGGAAGGUAA